Molecule: messenger RNA, 1392 nt
Organism: Saccoglossus kowalevskii
Lineage: Eukaryota; Metazoa; Hemichordata; Enteropneusta; Harrimaniidae
Product: ras-related protein Rap-1-like
Molecular function (GO): GTPase activity; GTP binding
Source: RefSeq, a predicted model, not a curated record
AUGCUUUGCAGAGGAGCAUCAUACAAACCUUAUAACCGCGAGGUUGAGCAGGAACAUCUUCGAACGGGUAGCCUGCCGUGGUUAGAGGAUUUGCAGCUUAACGUAGUUCUGCUCGGUCCAAAACACGUAGGAAAAACAUCACUGACGACUGCUUUCACCCACGGUGUAUAUCAUAAUCUAGACUUCGAUCCUCACGAAUUUAUCUACGAAACGCGAGAACUGGUGGAUAAUGAAAUUGCUCAACUCAAAAUACUAGACACGAGAACGGGGGAUGAGAAUAAUUUCUGUUUAGAGGACAUGGCUACAACGCUGCAAACAGAGGACAGCUUUGAGUCCGCCAAAAGAUUUCAAAGUCUUCUUCACCAAGUCAGAAAGACAAAAGACGUGCCUGUCGUACUGGUGGGAAACAAAAAAGAUUUGAAAGAUCAACGACGAGUCGGUGUUGACGAAGGACGUGACCUGGCUUUUCAAAUCGGAUGUUCCUUCUACGAAUGUUCGGCUCGCAUGGGGAUAGAACACGUUAAGAAAAUAUUCCACGACAUCGUACGCCAGAUUAGAUCUGUCCAGAAUUUUAAGGCAACUCUAAACCACCGUAAGACAUCAAAAGUCGAGUUAACCAAGAAAUUCCUGUGUCGGUAUUUUAUGUGCCACGGACUAAGACCAACUGUGCGGGACCCCUUCCUCUGAAGCAGAAAUCAUCCAAUGCCAUGCCAUGGAAUGAAACCAGCUAUCCGGGAUUUCUUCACCAUUCCACGCAGUGCCAUGGAGUCCAGCCGCCCGGGAGUCGUCUAUAGAGAGAUCCAUACCUGCACAUUGACUUAAUAAACGUUAUUGGUGUACACUGGUGGUUACAAAACAGUUGCAUUUAACCUAUUUACAUUUUUUUUCGUCUAAAAUAUUAAUUUAAUUGAAGGGGCGCCGUGAUCACUUAGUUAUAACCGCUCGAUGUCUUCUAGUUCCCAGUAUCGCAUGAUGUUCGCUAACAAAAUAUGAUGGGUACGAUAAAAACACGUAUAUACCAUAUGCAUGUUUAUUCCCCUUCCCUAUUAUUGAACAGAGGAACUCUAUUAUUCCCUCCGAAUAUAAACAACACAGCUGCCAUGAUCUCGCGAGAUCUAAAACUAGACUAUCUUUGACGAAUAGUUCUCGCGUGAUUAUUUGUUUCGUUUAAAAAAAGCAAAACUAAAUGGAUAAGUGUAUCCGGACAACCACCGAGUUCUAUGAUUAUGCUAGAAUAGUGCAAUACAAAUGAAAACAAGAUCCUUCCGGAACAAAGUAAUGCCAUACUUCUUCUCUAUCAUGAUCCAUUCGAUAUAUAUGCAAAGUCACUUCAUUAAACAUACGUUUUUAUUUAUUUAUUCUAUGUGAAAGGUUGUCUUAAGAGAACCUCGU